Molecule: messenger RNA, 4196 nt
Organism: Bombus pyrosoma
Lineage: Eukaryota; Metazoa; Arthropoda; Insecta; Hymenoptera; Apidae
Product: cytosolic carboxypeptidase-like protein 5
Exons: 11
Coding region: 735-2738 (667 amino acids)
Biological process (GO): protein deglutamylation; proteolysis
Molecular function (GO): metallocarboxypeptidase activity; zinc ion binding
Source: RefSeq, a predicted model, not a curated record
GUAACUGUACCUAUCGAUAAUUUAGAUAACACGUAUCUAAAUUUUUUUAAUUUUAAAUAUUAUUAAGUACAUCUCGAUCUUGAUAUAUGUGAUAAGAUAUAAAAAAUGCAUAGUUAAAUAUGAGAAAGUAUAUUUGCUACCAAGUAAGAUGAUGUCCACACGAGUUAUUUACGAGUUAUUCGAUGAUAGCAUUUGAUUGGGCAUUUCUGUUCGCGCCAUAUGAUUUAACAGGACUAGACAAGUACAUAAUAAUCGGAGUAUUGUGCCAAAUUAUGCUGACAAUAAUAAUUGUUAAUAGAAAGCCCACCUAUAUAUUCACUGAUUCGCACAGUUUUGUUACAAAUAGUAUUACAUUGUAUCCGAGUGUGACCAUUUCUUUUUAAAUUAAAUAAUUGUUGAUAGGUACAUUUUGUGAUAUCUGUGUCUUGUUUUUUCAAACGCCCUUGGCAGGUUUCUCUCAAUUCAGGUACAACAAUGGUAUUGGUGGAAAUAUUACGUGAAUAUAACGUAUCACAUAUCUUUUGAGCGAAAAUAAAUGUAAAAAGGUGUUUAUCUCGAUUCUGAAAAUAUAUUAAUUGUCUCGUAAUAUAAAGGGCGGACUUUCUUUAACUGGAAAUCGUAACGAUUUCGAGAUAGCUGUCAAACAUGACUUUUUUAAUAUGAAAGUAACGCUACGAAUGAAGAAAAUUGCACUUAAUAUCAGAGAAAACAACCAUAUAACCUUUUGACACAUCAUGGCAAAUCCAGGUGACUCUAUUAUAUGUGGCGGUUUUUCAUUUUAUAAUAAUUUUGAUUCAGCCAAUUUAGCGAAAGUUGAACUAGUAAAAGUGCCAGAGACUUUUGAAAAGGAUGCAUGUGAAACAGAGAAUAAAUCAUGUAGAAGCUCAAAUUCAGAAGAUGCUACAGAUUAUGAGUUUAACUUAUGGACAAAACAUGAUUGUCAUGGAACACAAUAUCAAAACAACAACAGAACAUGGUUUUACUUUGGUGUUAAAGCUAGUACUCCAGGAGUUUAUAUAAAAUUCAAUAUAAUUAAUUUGAAUAAACAAGUUAAAAUGUUCAGUCAAGGAAUGUGUCCGGUUUUUAAAGUUGUACCUGGUCAUCUGCAUUGGGAAAGGAUCCGCGAUAAACCUACCUACACUUUGGAUCAAAAAGGAAGUGAUUUUACAUUGUCAUUUGUUUACUUUGCUCCUGAAAAUCCAAAAGCCAUAACAUAUUUUGCAUUCACUUAUCCUUUUUCUUACACCGAUCUACAAAAUUAUUUAAGAAGAGUCGAAGCAAGAAUAUUAAAGAGAAGUAUAACAUCUGCAGAUGAUGUUUAUUAUCAUAGAGAAUGUGCAAUAAAAUCUUUAGAGGGACGGAGAAUGGAUCUAAUAACAAUAAGCUCAUUUCAUAACAUAUCAACGGAGAGAGAAGAUAGACUGAAUAAUAUGUUUCCUGAAAAAACUGAAGAAAGACCUUUUAAAUUUUGGGAUAAAAAAGUAAUUUUUAUUAGUGCGAGAGUCCAUCCAGGAGAAACACCAUCUAGUUUUGUUUUUAAUGGUUUCCUUAAUUUUCUGGUAAAUCGCGAGGAUAACAUUGCAAUUAAUCUUCGUCGCCUUUAUGUGUUCAAAUUGAUACCAAUGCUCAACCCUGAUGGUGUAGUUAGAGGUCAUUACCGAAUGGAUACUAGAGGAAUAAAUCUCAAUAGAGUCUAUCUCAAUCCUUCUUUAAAAGAUCAUCCAACAAUAUAUGCUGCAAGAAAUUUGAUAAGGUAUUAUCAUCAUACGUAUCAGCUGCCAAAAGAGGACGAGAUUUCAAAUAUGUGUAUAGGAAACGGCGAAAAUACGUUAACUGUUAUUGAUUCCUCUUGUGCAAUUACAAAUAUAGUACGCGAUACAACGACGAGAUUACUCCAGCAGGUAACACUUAUGUCUUUAGACGAAAAGCGUAAAGAUCAACCGGAAAUUUUUCAGGAAUGUGCAUCACCAAAAACAGAUUUGGAUGACAUACCUCAGGGUGGUGGAGAAGGCCUGUGUAAUAAAGCAGAAGAAAGUAAUAAUUCCGUAGAACUUAAAUCUGAUAAAAAGACUUAUACAGCUAUUGGUAUAGGACAAUUACCCAAAGAAGACUCUGGAUUAUAUUUAUAUAUUGAUCUUCAUGGUCAUGCUUCGAAAAAGGGUGUUUUCAUGUAUGGCAACUACUUUGAUAACGCAGAGGACACAAUAAUGUGUAUGCUUUUACCAAAAUUAAUGUCCAUUAACAAUCCAAAUUUUCAUUUUACUUCAUGCAAUUUUACAGAAAGAAAUAUGUAUAUUAUAGAUAAGAGAGACGGUAUGUCAAGGGAAGGAUCGGGUCGAGUAGCUGUAUAUAAACUCACUGGACUGAUACGUAGUUAUACUCUUGAGUGUAACUAUAAUUCUGGACGUUUAGUAAAUUCAAUACCUUCAAGAAUUCGUGAUGGUGUGAACAAAACCGUAACACAUAUGUUUGUUCCACCAAAGUAUACUCCAGCAGUUUUCGAAGCGGUUGGAGCAGCGUUAGGUCCUUCAAUUCUUGACCUGACAAAUAAUAAUCCUAACAGUCGACUGCCAAAUAGCCAAUAUCGUUCUUUAAGAGGUGUAAAGUCUUAUUUAAAAUUAGCAUAUGUGAACAAUGUUUCCUCGCCAAACGGCAAAUCUCUACAUAAGGUAAAUUUUGAUGUAAAUAAUGAGAGUGAAUUUUCAGCUGUUAAUAUACGACAGUGUGUACUCUCUUAAUUCAUAAUACCAUUAACUUGAUAUGCUUUCAUAUACAUUUUAAUAUCAAGACACAUUAGUGCCUAAAUAAACUGCACAUUCUGUUACUCGUUAAAAAUGUGGGAGAGAGAUUUUGUAUACAUAUAAAUUGUAUAUUAUCUUAAUUCAAUAGUGCGAAAUUAUGAACUUUUUAUUGUAGAAAAAUUCUGUCCUUAUUUUAUAUUGCAAUAUUGUAAAUGAGAAAUUUUAGGAAAGUAAUGUAUUAGGUAUUUAAUAUAUUUUAAAUAUGCGACUAAUAUAAAUCUUGUAAAAUUUUUAUUAUGUUGAACUAAUGGGUCUUCCAAUCUAAUACAGAUGUAUGCAUGACAAUAAUAUUUGGUAUACUUUUAUAUAAAGGUUUAUGGAAAAACCGUUUCUCUAUCUUUUUUUCAGACUUAUUAUAUAAUUUAAUUACAAAGUGUGUACAAAAUGCAAUUUUUUACAGUUCUAAAAUUGCGUUCAUUAUAUUAACAAAUACAUAUUCUGUAUAUACAUUGUUUUUACUGCUUAAUGGUGUUUCUAUGACACAAUGUUUAGUAUAUGAAAUUUUUAAGACUGUACUAAUUUUUAUUCUUUUAUAUUAGAACCAAAUGAUGGAAUAUAAAGUAUUCGAUGUUAAUGCUUAUAUUUUUAACAGAAAAAUAUAUUCUUUUUUUAUUUUCUUUAGACAAUUUUUGACGCACUAUGCUUCUGGUGACAAUAGAUAAGUGCACUUACACUAAUACUACAUGCACUUGUGAAUUAUUUUGUGGAUGCGAGUAGUAGUAAGAAAUACACACAUGUGUGAUUAAUGAUAUCUAUUUCUUUAGCAAAAAAAGCAGAACGUAGUGAUUUAGAUGAUUCAACUAUAAAUCUCUGGCUGAUGGAGUCUUUUUAAAAAAAGAUGUGCAGAUUUUUAAAUUAGAAUUUAGUAUCUCGUAAUUAAUAAAAUGAAUGACAAUAAUUGUAAAUGUCUUUUGUAAUAAAUUUGUUGUUUAUUGCUCAUACAAUUUAAAAUGAUAAAAUUAUAAAAUUAAUUGUUUUAUGUACUUCCUUGCUUUUAAAGGAAAAGAUACAAAGUACAUGUGUCUGUUAUGAAAACAAGUAUGAAUGUGUGUUGUACUGUCCCAUAAAAUUACUAUUAAAGAUAAAUAUAUGUAUUGUAUAUAUUCUCAUAUAUAGCAUGAUAUAUAUAUAUAUAUAAGAAUCGUGUUACAUAUUUAUACAUAUAUAUAAAUCAAGCUACCAUGCUUAAAAAGCAUAAGAGAACUUAUAUACUACUUAUUGUCAUGCUUCUCAUUACUUGAAUGUAAGUGUUGUUACUGAUCAAAAGGAGUGUUAUGUAUAAAUUCAUGUAUACAAGUUUUAUAAUGUAUCCUAUUCUACGCAUAUAUGUACACACACAUGAAUACAUAUACAUGUCCUAUUGUUUUAAUAAAUCUACAGUAUUUUUAGCAAUAA